CAAACCGGCAUGCACUCGUCCUGAAGUGGAUUUUGGUCGAAGGGGGGGAUACAUAAAGAGUGAGGCAGAGAGAAACUGCAAGUUAAUUUGUAACCUCUGAAACACUAAGCAGCUGCGAGGAAAGUUUUAACAGACACCACAAUGGCUGGACUUAAGUACCUGAGUGGUUUCGGGAAUGAGCUGGCAUCUGAAGACCCUCGUUGUCCUGGAUCCCUACCUGAGGGACAGAACAAUCCUCAGGUCUGCCCAUACGGCCUCUAUUCUGAGCAGCUCUCUGGCUCUGCCUUCACCUGCCCACGUCCAGCCAACAAAAGGAGCUGGUUGUACCGCAUCCUUCCAUCUGUUAAACACAAGCCUUUUACCCCAGCACCCUGUGGGGAUCUCACAGAGAACUGGAACGAAGUGGAGCCUGAUCCCAACCAGCUGCGAUGGCUGCCGUUCGCCAUCCCCAAAUCUACAGAGAAGAAAGUGGACUUUGUGGCUGGUCUACAUACUGUCUGUGGUGCUGGAGAUGCCAAAUCUCGCAAUGGCAUCGGCAUCCAUAUGUUCACCUGUAACACCUCAAUGGUUGACAGGUGCUUCAACAACUCAGACGGAGACUUUCUGAUUGUCCCCCAGCAGGGUGAGAUCUUGAUCACCACAGAGUUUGGGAAGAUGAUGGUCGAGCCGAACGAGAUAUGUGUCAUCCAGCAAGGGAUGCGCUUCAGUGUGGAUGUGUUUGGAGCAACCAGAGGCUACAUACUGGAGGUGUACGGAGCCCAUUUUGAACUCCCUGAUCUGGGACCUAUAGGAGCCAACGGUCUGGCCAACCCCAGAGAUUUCCUGUGUCCAGUCGCAUGGUACGAGGAUCGCGAAGUGUCCACCGGUUACACCGUCAUCAACAAGUACCAAGGAAAGCUGUUUGCUUGCCAACAGGAUUUCUCUCCGUUCAAUGUGGUUGCUUGGCACGGGAACUACACACCUUACAAAUACAACCUGAAGAACUUUAUGGUUAUCAACUGUGUGGCCUUCGAUCAUGCGGAUCCAUCCAUCUUUACCGUGCUAACUGCCAAAUCCACACGACCAGGUGUGGCCAUCGCUGACUUUGUCAUCUUCCCUCCAAGAUGGGGUGUUGCUGACCACACCUUCCGUCCGCCAUACUACCACCGUAACUGCAUGAGUGAAUUCAUGGGUCUGAUCAAAGGCCACUACGAGGCCAAAGAGGAAGGUUUCCAGCCAGGAGGAGCCAGCCUCCACAGCAUCAUGACCCCGCACGGCCCCGACGCCGAGUGCUUCGAGAAAAACAGCACUGCUGAGCUCAGACCUGAGAGGGUGGCUGAAGGAACCAUGGCUUUUAUGUUUGAGUCGUCCUUCAGCAUGGCAGUCACUAAGUGGGGUCUACAAACGUGCCAGAAGCUUGACAAGAGCUACUACCAGUGCUGGGAACCUCUCCGCAGCCACUUUAACCCCAACUGGAAGCCAAGCAAACAGUAGAACUGUUAAAUUCAAAGAAAUUUGGACCAGAUUACUGAAACAGAUCUUAUGUGAAAAUAAAAAUCCAAAUUUCACUUCAUUACAAAUAACUACCAAGAAUUUAGUGAUUUCUGCACUUGGCUUUCUUUGUGUUGUUUAGAUCUGUUGACAAAAUUACGGAUGGACUAAAAUUAUUAUAUUCUUACAAAUAACUAAGAUUGGAGUUGCACAAUAAAACAACACCACCUUA
Stegastes partitus (bicolor damselfish) is the source of this 1702-nucleotide messenger RNA. It is a transcript of the gene hgd, whose product is annotated as homogentisate 1,2-dioxygenase. Bases 142 to 1473 code for a protein of 443 amino acids. Gene Ontology annotation, biological process: L-phenylalanine catabolic process. The record is from RefSeq and is a predicted model, not a curated record. Gene Ontology annotation, cellular component: cytoplasm. The transcript is spliced from 14 exons. Lineage: Eukaryota; Metazoa; Chordata; Actinopteri; Pomacentridae. Gene Ontology annotation, molecular function: homogentisate 1,2-dioxygenase activity.